CGGCCCUGCGCCCCCAAGCCCGGCUCCCACUCGGUGCUGACUGGCACCGGUGCUGGUACUGCGUGUGAUGCUCGGCGGCGGUGCCGUGGCUCUUCCCAAAGCGGUGCUGAGCCCCGGCGCCGCGGGUCUGGGCUUUGUGAGGUGCCUGCAGCGGGAUUCACCGGGGUGUGAUGGUGGGACGGUGAUGGGCAGGCCGGGAGCUCAGCUGUGGGGCGGCUGGGUGAGGACAGGCCACCAGGUCUGUGCCAUGCCCAGUGCCACCCGUGGUCAUUAAUCCCUUCUGGCUCAGUGGCCAAACCGAUGCUGACGAGGCCCUUGGUGCCUGGUUGUGACCAGUUUCCUCUCCACUAACUCCUUGUGCAACCUCCUGCAUGUGCUGCUCUCCCGGAUGUGCCCGUAGCCUCUUCCCCGGGGGCAGGAGAGCCCUGGGGGAUGUGCCAGCCUUGUUGGGCAGCAGCAGUGACCCUGGAGGUGCCAUCUCUGCCUAGGCCCAUCUCCAGGCACCCUCUGCUGCCUCGGGAGCCGCUGUUGCUGCCAGUGCCAUCCCCAGCACCCCCCAGUCCCUCAAGCUGACUUACCCAGAGACCUUGGAUCGCAUCAAGGAGGAAUUCCAGUUCCUGCAGAACCAAUACCACAGUACUACGAGAUGUCCUAUGGCCUGAACAUCGAGAUGCACAAACAGACGGAGAUCGCCAAGCGGCUCAACGUGAUCUGCGCCCAGCUCAUCCCGUUCCUGUCUCAGGAGCACCAGCAGCAGGUGGUCCAGGCUGUGGAGCGAGCGAAGCAGGUGACUAUGACCGACCUGAACGCGGCCAUCGGGCACCAGCUGCAGACCCAGCACCUCUCGCACCACGCUCCCCCCAUCCCGCUGACCCCCCACCCCUCGGGAAUGCAGCCCACUGGCCUCGCUGGCAUCAGCAGUGCCUCGGGGCUGCUGGCACUCUCGGGGGCACUGGGGGCCCAGGCCCAGCUCCUCGCCAAGGAAGACCGAGGAGUCCAUGACUCAGAGCCCAGGGCCACAGACCGAGACCCCGGCCCCAGCUCCCUGGCGCUGUCGAACGGGGAGCGCGCGCGAGCCAUCGCCGAGUACCUGAGCGGCAGCAAGAAGAGGAAGGUGGAGGAGAAGGAAUUUGUUACAGACUAUGGCAGCGAUGCAGACAAAAGUGAGGACAACUUGGUGGUGGAUGAGGACCCCUCUUCCCCGCACAGCGUCCACUCCUACUCGUCCCGGGAGAACGGUGUGGAGAAGGUCCCACUGGGCAGGAAGGAGGCCAUGCCCCUCAGUCCCACCUCCAUGGCUUCCUCCAGCAGCACGUCCCCGUCUCGGAGCAAGGAUGCGCCCACGGUGGAGAAGGCAGGAACACCCAGCCUGAAGUCCAGCACCCCAACUUCCCAGGGUGACACCCUGCCAGGCUCCAGCAGUGCCCAGCAGUUUCGCCCAGCUGCUGCCAAGGUUCCUGUGGACCCCCUGGCCCUGGGCCUGAGGAAUCCGCUGGGAGUGCAGAGCCCCUACUCGGCCGCCUUUGGCUUGGCCCACCCUGCGGUCAACGGGGACGUGGCCGGGAGCGGCGCCUACGCCAGCCUCCACCUCAUGUCCCCGCAGCUCAACGGGGCUGCGGCCGCCGUGGGAGCCGGCGGCUACGGGCGCUCGCCCCUGGUGGGCUACGACCCGCACCCCCACAUGCGCGUCCCAGGGCUGGUGACCGGCAUGCAAGUGGGGACCUCGGGCAAGCCGUAAGUGGAACUGGGCUGGAUGAGGAGGGGAUGUGGUGGCUGGGCUGGGGGAGGGGGUGUGGUGGCUGGUGGGGGUGAAUUUGGGCUGUGUGGAAAAGCUGGGAGCAGCAGGGAUGGGGAGCACAGCCUGUGGGAAAGCUGGGUUGUGGUGUGCCCAGCUGGCAUCGCUGGGUGUGUUCUGCACAUGGCUCUGACUCCAGACUGUGCUGCCUCUGUUGGACCUGCGUGGCACCAGCCCCUGUCCACGCAGGAUUCUGCUCUGCUUCUCACUGCUCUGCUCCCUUGCAGUGC
Pyrgilauda ruficollis (rufous-necked snowfinch) is the source of this 2025-nucleotide messenger RNA. RefSeq names its product transducin-like enhancer protein 1. Gene Ontology annotation, biological process: regulation of DNA-templated transcription; negative regulation of canonical Wnt signaling pathway. The coding region runs from base 647 to 1738 and encodes 363 amino acids. Gene Ontology annotation, cellular component: nucleus; transcription regulator complex. The transcript has 12 exons. Gene Ontology annotation, molecular function: transcription corepressor activity; protein binding. The record is from RefSeq and is a predicted model, not a curated record. NCBI's taxonomy places the organism in Eukaryota, Metazoa, Chordata, Aves, Passeriformes, Passeridae.